Messenger RNA from Seminavis robusta, 1739 nucleotides. Lineage: Eukaryota; Bacillariophyta; Bacillariophyceae; Naviculales; Naviculaceae. The record is from the annotation of a GenBank genome assembly.
GCCCAGAUCUUUGCAUCGCCAGAUAGAUUCACAAUUUCGAAAACUCACAGAUCAGAAUCCAAUCUAACAAUCUGACAACCAUCUCAUUCGACUACGCCAAUCCAUUGAAACCAAAAUGAAGUGGGCCACUCCUUUGUCUCUUUUCUUCCUGGCAACACGCUCUCCCUCUGCCUUUGGCGAUUCCUUCUUCUUGGGGGAGCCUGAUGGCACUCCACCGGAUGAUGCUGACGACGGGUUGUUUCAGGAAUCAACUCACUGCCAUUCCGGAAGUGUUAUCAAUCGGUGUGGUGACAUCUUCAUUGAGAGACACACUGUUGCGGAGCUCUCAACAAGCGGUGGCUGCAAUUCCGUCGCGGACCUCUUUCAAUGGGGUUGUUGCAUGGAAGCUCGACUGAUUGAACUGGAUAUUUAUACCGAUAUCAACCUGGUGCUGGCUACUGCUUGCUUUUUGUACUACUUUUGGGACUGCGUUGUGACGGGUGACGGCUGCCUUGAUUUUGGUGGCGGAGGACCUCCUCCGACUCCUCAGCCAACUCCUGCUCCGGUUACCAUUCCAACCCCUCUUCCUCCGACUCCUGGUCCAACUCCUCGCCCCACUCCCCGGAUGGGAACUCCCUGGCCGACCCCUCGCCCAACCCCUCGACCCACGUCCCUGCUUCCUGUCGGUGGACCUCAGCCUGCAGGAAUUUGCUUCUCCAAGUUGACCACGGUUGCUGUAUCUGGUAAAGGAUCCAUCUCCAUUUCGGAGGUCCAAGUUGGAGAUCGUGUUGUGACGGCCCAGGACUCUAGUGGAAAGGAAUUGUAUGAGACGGUAUUUGCCCUGGGCCACUACAACCCCUCCGAGUCUGGAGAUUUUCUUCAAUUCCAGGUGGCGGAGGCUGAUGGAAGUACUACCUCAAAGAAGAUGAUGCCUUUGGAGGUGUCAGCAAGCCAUUUGGUUUUGAUUCAUGAUGGGAAGCAGCAUGCUGUCAGAGCUGAUUCUGUAAAAGUAGGAGACGUUCUUCAAGGCCCUCAAGGACACGGCGACUAUCGUAUCUCAAAGAUCCACCAAGUCAGUCGCCAGGGAGUGUUCAGUCCUUUGACGCCAUCUGGAAAGUUGGUGGUCAACAAUGGUAUUGCUGCAACAGGCUACGUGGCAGCCCCAGGACAGAACUCUGCAGAGCACUUGCAGUCCAAGGAUGGCUUUCUGUUUCCGAUGUCUCACUAUUCGUACGCUCAUCUUUUCAUCGCUCCGUUCCGUCUGGUGUGCAUGGGAAUCUUGUCCAGUCUCUGUACUGCCAUGGAUGAGGAUGGGAUCCUUCAGUAUGUCUCGACAGGUUUUCGGGUUCAUGGAUGGAUCGAAGAGCAGAACACACUGGUCCAACAAGUCCUCUUGGUUCUGUUCAGCCUUGUUUGCGGGAUUUGCAUGGUAGUUGAGUUUGUCUUUGGUGCUACAUAUGGUCCUCUUGCUAUCUUCUUGGGCAUUAUGGCCUGGAUCUCCUUCAUCAAGCCCAACAUGACGAACCGCUUUCAGCAGGCAAAGGCGAAAGCCGCCUAGCUUGCUAGUUAUGAUGGUUGUGGUUCGGCAUCAAUCACUGCAUGAUAUACAUGUGUGUACGUACAUGAUACGUAUUCAAAUUCUAUUUUAUACAUCGAGGAUGAUCUAUGCUGGAGUGCCGCGUUAGUGGAUGGAUCAGAAUGGCGAUCAUCGUCAACAGAGCCUAUUAAAUUUUUACAUGUAAUGAUACCUUUUACAUUUU